GAGAGAGAGAGAGACAGAGAGAGAGAGAGGGAGUAUGGGCCGCAGAGAGAGAAGUAGCCGUUGAAGGGUAUAAUCUCUUGACAAGGGAACUUCUUUCCGCGAGAGAGAGAGAGAGACGUUGUUUUGCUUAACGGCGAAGGGUGAGGAGUGGCCAUGGCGGGUUCCGACGAUUCUGUAUCAGUCGACGUGGAGGAGAUCUGCAAUGGCGGAAAGCAGGAGCAUCAUGUGAAAACCAACCAUGGCUUAGUUUCAGUUGUUGUCUAUGGAGAUGAAGGGAAACCUGCUUUGAUCACUUAUCCAGACGUUGCCCUAAACUAUACAUCAUGUUUCCAAGGGUUGUUUCUAUGUCCUGAAGCAGCAUCCUUGCUUCUCCAUAAUUUCUGCAUCUACCAUAUCAGCCCUCCAGGACAUGAGUUGGGCGCUGCUCCAAUAUGUUCUGAUGAUCCCUCCCCUUCAGUCGAAGAUCUUGCAGACCAGAUUCUUGAAGUUGUAAACUUUUUUGGUCUUGGUGCAGUAAUGUGCAUGGGGGUCACUGCAGGUGCUUACGUCCUUACCUUAUUCGCCAUGAAGUAUACGGACCGAGUUACGGGUUUGAUUCUUAUCUCUCCACUAUGCAAUUCACCUUCUUGGACAGAAUGGUUCUAUUACAAGGUGAUGUCAAACUUGUUGUACUAUUACGGCAUGUGUGGAUUGUUAAAGGAUCUUUUGCUUCAGAGGUACUUCAGUAAGGAAGCUCGUGGUAAUUCUGAAGUUCCGGAAUCAUGUGCAGUAAAAGCAUGCAGAAGGCUACUGGAUGAGAGACACAAUACCAAUCUUAUGUGGUUCCUUGAAGCAAUCAACAGGAGGCGUAAUCUAACUGACGGAUUGAGAAAUUUGAAAUGUCGGGCGCUCAUAUUCGUGGGAGACCAAUCCCCAUUUCACUCCGAAGCUCUUCAGAUGAUGUCCGUAUUGGACAGAAGAUACACCGCCUUAGUAGAGGUGCAAGCUUGUGGAUCGAUGGUGGCGGUAGAGCAACCGCAUGCGAUGCUGAUACCGAUGGAGUUAUUCUUCAUGGGUUACGGCCUGUCCCGGAGGUGCCACAUCAGCGACAGCCCUCGGAGUCCGCUCAGCCCUUCUUGCAUUUCGCCGGAGCUUUUCUCGCCGGAGAGUCUCGGCCUGAAGCUUAAACCGAUAAAAACUAGGGUUUCCAUGGAAGUUUAGAUUGAUUCUUCUUUCUUUGCACUCUUUGUAUUCUCAUGCAUAUUCUUUUGAAAUUGUUUUAUUCUUUUCAUUUGUUGUGAUAUUCCCUUUAACAUGAGCCUAGUGUGUAUCUAAAAUGGGCCUUAACAUAGGCCAUAAUGAAUGUCUGUUCUUCAA
This is a messenger RNA of Tarenaya hassleriana, 1356 nucleotides long. Its product is annotated as pollen-specific protein SF21. The record is from RefSeq and is a predicted model, not a curated record. Lineage: Eukaryota; Viridiplantae; Streptophyta; Magnoliopsida; Brassicales; Cleomaceae. The transcript is spliced from 11 exons. The coding region runs from base 154 to 1200 and encodes 348 amino acids.